AACACAAAUAUCUUAGUACCUACUGUGUUGUGGUUUUAGUGCGUAAAUAGUGAUAAAAUGAAUAACAUCGACGAUUUCUCUUCGCAAGAAGUAGUUAUGCGUACCGAGGAAGGGAAAAGUCAACCUCCUAGACCACACUCUACAUCAAAAAUUCAGAAUUUCCUGAAAAAAUCCUUUAAAAUCAGAAAACGAAGACAAGUGACCACAUUAGUGACCAGUAAAGAACUCAAAGAAAACAUUUCCAGACCGGAAUCUGUGCAAAAAUUUGUGUUAGGUACGAAUUUCGAAUUUUCGCGGAGUUCUAUUAAAUCGUGCCCCUUUGAUAUUACUGGGUAUGGACAUUUUUUAUUAGUGGACGAGUUUUAUGUGAAAAAACCGAAUAAGAUGCUUUUGACGGUGUUCUUGUUUGAGAAAAUUAUGAUUUUUACACAGAAAGCUCCUGACGAAGAAUGUUAUUUUUAUAUGGGCAGUUUAAAUAUGGAGCAUGUGGCAUUAUUACCGCCAAAUAAAAACCAAAAAGUGUUGGAACUUAAAGACUUUUCUACUAGCAGCAGGUUUCACAAGGACGUCAUUUUAAGCUUUAAAGCUUCCUCCGAGCAAGUGCAGCUUAAAUGGAAAAAUACUAUAGAGAAGUGUUUGUGGAAUCAGUUGCUUAGAGCGAAAAAUGCUCAAAAUGGAAGAGAAUUAGAAAUAUUAUGAUAUUAAUUAUAAGUUAUUUAUAACGCUCGAUAAAGUAAUUCAUUUAUUAUUUAAGUCUGAAGUGUUUAAUGCAAAACCAGCUUUGAUAAGUGUUAAUAUUUGAGUGAUUUGUUAUAUAUAUUUUAAUAAAAUAACACUUGAAUAUUGA
Messenger RNA from Anthonomus grandis grandis, 847 nucleotides. RefSeq lists its product as uncharacterized. The record is from RefSeq and is a predicted model, not a curated record. The transcript is spliced from 2 exons. Lineage: Eukaryota; Metazoa; Arthropoda; Insecta; Coleoptera; Curculionidae. The coding region runs from base 58 to 699 and encodes 213 amino acids.